Molecule: messenger RNA, 717 nt
Organism: Babesia sp. Xinjiang
Lineage: Eukaryota; Apicomplexa; Aconoidasida; Piroplasmida; Babesiidae
Exons: 3
Coding region: 1-717 (238 amino acids)
Source: RefSeq, a predicted model, not a curated record
AUGCGUCUCUAUUUGAUCUACGCUAUAUUGUCCGUUCCAUUGCUCUGUGCUGCCGUUGGUGAUGAAGCAGAACCAAAGUUUAAAAAAGUAGAGAAAGAAUCUGAUAUUGACGCAAUUCUUGAACACAUCAUAAGUUUGAGCGAAAGCAGCGAUAAGGGUGGAGCUCGUCUCGCGGCAAAAAUUAUUCAAGAGAAAGCCACUACUAAACAACAGGUCUUCCAGAUAGCUUACAGGGCACUAAAACGCACUCCCUUUUCUGGACUACUGCCGCGUUGCUUAUGCAAGCUGGUAAACUGCGCUUUGGCUCCCUGCUACUCCAUGUGCACGUCCAGCGAGGCCGACCCGCACGCUGUAGACGACGUCAUCAAGGAAAUAAAGCAAAAGAGAACCACUGCGGCAACAGCUGUAGCCGAUGCAAUCGGUGAACUCCGAACUACCUACCGCUACAAAGAUGACGUGAUCAAGGCAGCGUAUGAACAAUGCAAAAGCGAAGAGAGUAAGCUACUACCGUGUAUGGUCAAGGAGUUGUACGUCCAGAAAUCAAGGGAUGAACACAGCUUACACGUCUGUACAUUUCAUUAUCUCCUCGCUCUGGUAGUGCAGUGCUCUGUUGACUGCUUCGCGAGAUACAAUGUCAACUGUCUCGAGUGCGUAGGGAAGCCGAUUCCCAAUCUAAUGAGCUGUAUGAAAGAUGCGGCUGAAGAUCACAUUAAGUGA